UUCUUGCAAGGCAUCCAUCAGUAACUUCCAAAGUGUGGCCAUAUACUGGUACCGACAGAAACCGGCCAAGGCUUAGAGCGUCUAAUGCAUGUCAUUUCUACUUCGCGUCAGCGCGCUGCAGAUGGGAAGGACAGGAAAUUUGAGGCAAGUAAAAACUUUAGGGCUUCCACAUCAACUUUGAAAAUAAAUUUCUUAAAGACAGAAGAUGAAACUAGGUACUACUGUUCCUAUGGCUACCGCACAGUGCAAGAGUCACCAGGGGAACCCAUACAAGAACCAUGCCCAGAUACAAAUGGAGACCUGGUCUUGCCCCAGCUGGCACCCCACAUCACUAAGAAAGAGGGAACUACGGCAUUUCUGGAAUGCCGAAUGAAGAUGGUGAGGGCCAAGGAGAAUGUGUACAUCCACUGGUACCGACAGAAGCCAGGGCAGCCUCUGGCACGGAUCCUGUGCAUUUCCUCCAAUGACAAUGUCAUCUACGAGGAAGGCAUUAGUGAGCGAAGAUUUGAAGCUAGGAGGCGGCCAAGCGACCUAUCCUCCAGCCUCAGGAUCCAUCACCUGGCAGAGGAAGAUACGGGCACGUACUUCUGUGCAUAGUGUGAAAGAACAGGCUGGAUCAAAGUGUUUGGACAAGGAACUGAACUCAUAGUAACUUCUGAGAAAACCCUUCAAGAAGACAUUUCUCCCAAGCCAACUAUUUUUCUUCCUUCUGUUGCUGAAACAAAUCUCUAUAAGGCUGGCACGUAUCUUUGUCUUCUUGAGAAGUUUUUCCCUGAGGUUAUCAAGGUGUAUUGGAAAGAAAAGGAUGACAGUAAGAUUCUGGAAUCCCAGCAAGGAAAUCCAAUGAGGAUGAAUGAUACAUACAUGAAGUUUAGCUGGCUAACUGUGAGUGGAAAGGCAAUGAAGAAAGAACACAUAUGCAUCGUCGAACAUGAGAAUAACAGAGGAGGGGUUGGUCAAGAAAUUCUGUUUCCUCCAAUAAUGAAAGCUUCCACCACUUCUUAUUCUAGAGAUUGUGUGAAAGAUGAAAAUGAUGUGUUUCAGCAGCAGCUCACAAACACCUGUGCCUACUACACCUAUCUCCUUCUGCUCGUCAAGAGUGCCAUCCACUUGGCCAUCAUCACCUUCUGUCUGGUUAGAAGAACAGUUGUCUGUGGUGAUGGGAAGACAUCAUAAAGGGAUCAGCAGUCAUGGUUCCACUGUGUGUGCUGAGGGCAUAGCUGAGCUUGCUGGCUUGUUAGGUGGCAUGCCUGUCACUCAGUCAUUAGUGCAUGAAUUUUCAAGUCUGUAGAUACACCAGGCAACUUCACUCUGCUACAAGUAGCCCCCAUAGCACCUGGCCCCAUAGCCUCUAGCAGCCUCUCCAGUAUCCCAGACCACCCAAAAUUCCACUGGAAACAGCUUGCAGCUUCUAGAACUGUUUCUUGCUGCCCUUGGUCAGAGUUCACCCUGAAAGCCUCUGUGUAUCGUGAAAGGUUUCCCUACUUGAAUUCUACGCUUUGUUCUGCAAGAGACACGAUAAAUAAAAAUGUCAAAAGUCUGUUUUUUGUCACUGUGUGCUUUUGAUAUAGUGCAUGUGUGCUUUUCAUUGGAUGUAGCUGAAUUGUUGAGUCUGAGUG
This is a messenger RNA of Perognathus longimembris pacificus (Pacific pocket mouse), 1619 nucleotides long. Its product is annotated as immunoglobulin kappa light chain. NCBI's taxonomy places the organism in Eukaryota, Metazoa, Chordata, Mammalia, Rodentia, Heteromyidae. The record is from RefSeq and is a predicted model, not a curated record. The transcript is spliced from 6 exons.